Molecule: messenger RNA, 3504 nt
Organism: Acanthochromis polyacanthus (spiny chromis)
Lineage: Eukaryota; Metazoa; Chordata; Actinopteri; Pomacentridae
Gene: vps33a
Product: VPS33A core subunit of CORVET and HOPS complexes
Exons: 13
Coding region: 1078-2880 (600 amino acids)
Biological process (GO): intracellular protein transport; vesicle-mediated transport
Cellular component (GO): CORVET complex; lysosome
Source: RefSeq, a predicted model, not a curated record
GCAAUAUAUCAUACGUUUGUUACAAGUUUAACUGACAUUUCGUUUUUGGAAGGUUUGAUUUUAAUGAAGUCAUUGUUUUAUUUUAUCUUAAGAGUCGUGUUGUUUUUCAGUCUGUGUCUAUUUUUAUCCCUCGUUGCAAUGGACCCUCAGAAAUAUCCCAAAUACUCUGAGAUCUCUUCGUUUUUCCAACAUGAUGAUAAAAUCUACAAUUUUUAUGAACUUUUCGUCUUUCAUUCACAAGAGUUGGAUUAUUAUUGUUCUACUGCAACAAUUAAAUCUACAAAAAAAAAAACAAUCGCUGAAAUUCUCACAUCAACGUCUCAAUUAUAAGAGCACAGAUCACCAUGUAUGGAUUCCUACUGUGGGGACAUUGCGCCAUCUAAUGGAUCAAGCCGUCAUUGCAACAAAGAAAUGAGCAAAUCAACGCAACAUUAUUGUUUACGGAUGAUAUUUCUUUCCGACGUUAAUGAAAUCAGUAGAGCGAAUGCAAAAAAAACAUAGUCCUUCUGAAAAUAACUGGAUUUGCAACACAAAGAGUAUUUUUGCAGCGGUUAUAAUGUAUGUUUGCCACACCUACCCACUAUCAAAGACCACAGGUGGUGCAAGACAAUGCAUCCUUCGCAUCGCCUUGAUCGUAUCCUUGAGCAGCGUUAAAUGGGAAAAUGUUUACUAUACGUGACGCCUGUUUAUGCUGUAAUUUAAAACAAAUGUCCAAUCUAUCGAUGGUUGAAUACACGAUAACACCUUGAUUUUUUUCUUAAACGUUUAAAUUGAGUUGUCUCUAGCAAGAACCUUAUGCGCAUGCGUGAAGUUAGCAACCGAAAGUCAAACGCCUUCCAUAAGAUUUUAGAUGAGUUAGAUCAGUCGUUUACUUUGUUUAUUGUCGUUUUAAAAUUUAAAAUAUAAUACAGAAAAUAUUAAGUGAAGUUUCAUAGUUUAAAAUGAAUUAAAAUUCAUAUUUAUUGUGUUUUCCAUAGCGUCGUGGUGUUUAUUAUCUUGAUACUGUAUCUUCUUUGGUCACGUGAUUGAGUUUUCCCGUUUAGGUCACCUGAUUUGUUGUGUCGCUGAUCAGGAAAAAUGGCUGCCCACCUGUCGUACGGCAGAGUGAACCUAAACAUACUCAGAGAGGCAGCACGGAAAGAGCUUCGAGAGUUUUUGGAUAAAUGCGCCGGGAGCAAGGCUAUUGUUUGGGAUGAAUAUCUGACAGGGCCUUUUGGACUGAUAGCUCAGUACUCUCUACUGAAGGAACAUGAAGUGGAAAAGAUGUUCACCCUCAAGAGCGGCAGGCUCCCCUCUGCUGAUGUCAAAAAUAUCAUCUUCUUUGUCCGCCCCAGACUGGAGCUUAUGGACAUCAUCGCUGAGAAUGUAUUCAGUGAGGAUAAGCAUCAUUCAUCAAGAGACUUUCACAUUUUGUUUGUGCCUCGGCGGAGCAUGUUGUGUGAGCAGCGGCUGAAGGAGCAAGGCGUGCUGGGAUCUUUCAUCAACAUCGAUGAGUAUAUCCUGGACCUGAUUCCCUAUGACGGUGACCUGCUCUCCAUGGAGUAUGAAAGUGCUUUCAGGGAAUGCUACCUGGAAAAUGACCAAACAAGCCUGUACCACACAGCCAAAGGCCUUAUGACCUUACAGGCACUUUAUGGCACAAUUCCACAGAUCUAUGGGAAAGGAGACUGUGCACGGCAUGUAGCCAACAUGAUGCUGAGGAUGAAGAGGGAGUUUGCUGGCACUCAGAACCAGAUUCUGCCCGUGUUCGAUACUCUCCUGCUCCUGGAUCGUAACGUUGACCUGCUCACCCCGCUGGCCACGCAGCUCACCUACGAGGGGCUCAUUGACGAGAUCUAUGGAAUCAAUAACGGUUAUGUCAAACUGCCUCCUGAGAAGUUUGCGCAGAAGAAACAAGGAGAAGCGAGUAAAGAUUUACCCACAGAGCCCAAGAAGUUACAGCUCAACUCAGCAGAGGAACUAUAUGCAGAAAUCCGGGACAAAAACUUCAACGCAGUUGGCGCAGCACUCAGCAAGAAGGCCAAAAUUAUAUCUGCUGCUUUUGAGGAACGCCAUAACGCUAAAACAGUGGGAGAAAUAAAGCAGUUUGUGUCUCAGCUGCCUCACAUGCAGGCAGCACGAAGCUCCCUGGCAAACCACACUUCAAUAGCCGAACUGAUCAAGGAUAUCACCACAUCUGAGGCCUUUUUUGACAAUCUAACGGUGGAGCAGGAGUUUAUGACUGGUGUCGACACAGAUAAGGUCAACACAUAUAUAGAAGACUGCAUUGCCCAGAAGGAUCCACUGAUCAAGAUUCUGCGUCUGGUGUGUAUGCAGUCAGUCUGCAACAACGGUCUUAAGCAGAAAGUGCUGGACUACUACAAGAGGGAGAUUCUCCAGACCUACGGUUAUGAACACAUCCUAACACUGAACAAUUUAGAAAAGGGGGGUCUUUUGAAACCACAGACAAGCUCAAGGAAUAACUACCCCACUAUUAGAAAAACCCUUAAACUGUGGAUGGAGGAUGCCAAUGAGCAGAACCCCAACGACAUCUCAUACGUGUACAGCGGCUACGCUCCGCUGAGCAUCCGACUGACGCAGGUCUUGGCGAGGCCCGGGUGGCGGAGUAUCGAGGAAGUGCUGAAGAUGCUUCCCGGCCCACACUUUGAGGAGAGACAACAGCUUCCCUCUGGGCUACACAAGAAACGCCAACAGGGGGAGAAUCGGACAACGCUGGUGUUCUUCCUCGGGGGAGUGACGUACGCCGAAAUAGCCGCCCUCCGUUUCCUCUCUCAAAUGGAAGACAGCGGGAUGGAGUAUAUUAUUGCCACCACAAAACUCGUAAAUGGCACGACUUGGAUCAAAUCCCUCAUGGACCGGCCUGAAUCCCAGAUGACCUGAGUCACCUGCAUGUGCACCUGGCCACAUCAAACGCCCCAAACAUCCAUCAGAAAAGCUCAGCGGCUGUUCUUCUGUCCACACCAGUGCACUGCAGGUGUUUCAUUGAUGUCUGUGCUGGUUAAACAGCAACAGCGUCUUUAGAGGUUCCCAGUGGAGUUUUCUUGCAGAUAGUCAUGUUCAAGUCUGUGUUUCUGAUCAAGACGCAUUAUUUGUGUUUCCUAAUGGCCUGGCAUGUGUCUUGCACCACCUGCGGUCCUCAUGCACGUUCAAGAUUCACUUGUAAAAACAUUCCUCCUUCUUGCUUCUCGUGAGCUCCACUGGGUACCUUUCAUAUUUAUCCGGCCGUUGAUUUGCACCCAGACAUUACAGUGUAAAUCUGGAUUAUUAGUGUAGCCUGUUGUACAUCUAUUUGUCCUCUGCUUAUGUCUCCAUUACUGAAGCUUUACUGUGGAGCUACUGUAUAUAUGUAUGUAUGUAUGACUACAACCUUUGAAAUGUUUAUGAUAAUGUCAUAAGAUGCAUUUUGAUUUGCAUUUUUAAGAGCUUUUCUUGGCAUUUUUGUAUUUGUUUGUUUUGUGUGGCCUUUGCUGGGGAUAAAAAUAAACUCUUAGCUCACUGAAAUUA